Papaver somniferum (opium poppy) is the source of this 2020-nucleotide messenger RNA. RefSeq names its product pre-rRNA-processing protein TSR1 homolog. The transcript is spliced from 15 exons. The record is from RefSeq and is a predicted model, not a curated record. Gene Ontology annotation, molecular function: U3 snoRNA binding; GTP binding; GTPase activity. Gene Ontology annotation, cellular component: nucleus; preribosome, small subunit precursor. Lineage: Eukaryota; Viridiplantae; Streptophyta; Magnoliopsida; Ranunculales; Papaveraceae. Gene Ontology annotation, biological process: ribosome biogenesis; endonucleolytic cleavage of tricistronic rRNA transcript (SSU-rRNA, 5.8S rRNA, LSU-rRNA); maturation of SSU-rRNA from tricistronic rRNA transcript (SSU-rRNA, 5.8S rRNA, LSU-rRNA). Bases 1 to 1353 code for a protein of 450 amino acids.
AUGCCGUCGGCUCAAAAGAACAAGUCUCAUAAAUCUCGUUUCACAUGCAAGUCAUCUUGUAAUAACCUUCAUAAAACGUCUGGAAUUGACGUUAAAAAGAACAGAAUCGGAAAAUCAGAUUGCCAUGUCGGAAAAGGAGCUAAAGCUGCUCGGUUUCAUCACAUCAAAAUGAUACGAGCUCAGAAAAGAGCUUGCCUAUUGGAAGAGAAAAGGGCUUCAAAUGGAUCAGGAACUCCCCCACGAGUUAUUGUUCUUUUUGGCCUUACCAAAUCUGCAAACGUUAGCGGACUCAAAGAACAACUCACAAGAUUAAUGUCUCCAGAAGAUGCAAAUAAAACCACUAUUGCUUCUCCAUACUACAAAACUAGAGCAACUGUCUUGGAAGCACCCCACAGAGACUUAUUAGCUUGUAUGGAACUCGCGAAGGUUGCAGAUCUGAUUGCUUUCGUAGCGUCAGCCAGCUCGUUAUCUAAAGAAGUCAAUACCUGCUCUUAUAUUGAUUCAUUUGGAAGCCAAUGCCUCUCUGUCUUUAAAGCACUUGGUUUGCCGAGCACUGUUGUUUUAGUUCGUGAUCUUCCUUUGGAACUGAAGAAAAGAAAUGAUAUGAAGAAGACAUGCAUGUCUAGCCUUGCAUCCGAAUUGCCUGAUUCUAAGUUCUAUCCAGCAGAUACAACAGAGGAAUUGCACAAGUUCAUGUGGCUAUUUAAGGAGUACCGGCUCACUGUACCUUUUUGGCGAAGUCAACGCCCUUACCUCAUGGCUCACGAGGUUGAUUUGAUAGUCAAUGAUGGGAGUCCUAAACUCUGUACCCUCCUCCUCUCUGGGUAUUUGCGAGCGCAUGGCCUUUCAGUGAAUCAAUUGGUUCAUGUGUCAGGUUCAGGUGACUUCCAGAUAUCAAAGAUAGAUGUUCUCCAGGAUCCCAAUCCUUUGAAGGCAGGGAGAGAGCAGGACUUGAUGGACUCAGAUGAGUUACAUGGUACACAGAUCAUUCACUCUUUACUUCCUGAUCUGUCAAAACAGCAGUCUUUAGUCACUGAAAAUGACCCUAAACUUCAUGUAAGGGAACAGACUUGGCCUACAGAGAUGGAGAUGACUGAAGCAGAUGAGUGUCAGAGACGAAGCAUAAUUAGCCCCUUCGAGAAUCAGGCUGCCGAGUCUUUUGAGGGUGAAGAUAACCGAAAUUCAGGGAGUGAUUGCUUGCACGGUGAAGACCAAGAGGUUUAUUCAGAUGAGGAUACUGAUGCUGAUACUGUGUUAGAGGAGGAUGAGGACGUUACAAAGGAAAUGAUCCGAGAUGAAGUUCGGAAAAUUAAUGAUGCUCAUGCAGAAGAUGGAGGACCAAAUUGUUUCUAAAUACUGUUUAUAUAAAAAUCUUCCAAGCAAGUCUUGGAUUUCUGCUUAUGGAGAUUUGCUGGAAGGUUCAGCUCUUCUUUUCACAUUCCACUCAUUCAACUUAGCACAUUCCGGUCUCUUGCUGAAGUGAAAUUGUAAAGUGGUUUCCGUAGUUUUCCCUCUUCCUUUGCCUCUGUAAUUUCAACUCAGUUAAAUUUGAAGUAUCUGCUCAGUUUAAAAUAAAGCUCAUGGAGUCAAACUCAACCACAAGACAUGAAGACAACUUGGCGGCAUUAGAUAGAUUACUAACAUAAAAUCAUUUCUGCAUCAGAUACGUAGGUUACUAACAUAAACUCAUGGUCAUAAAAUCAAAAGCUGGUUUAACUGUCACAUUUAGGGGUGCACAUACCCUACCCAUACCCGUCAACCCUACCCUACCCGUCAGUUUUUUAACCAUAUCCUACCCUAUCCACUAUUUGGCGGGUAGGGUGGCGGGUAAAGAUUUUCUUAACCGCCAGUAAACGGAUAGGGUGACGUGUAUAUGCCAUAUCCUACCCAUCCUACCUAGGGAUGCACAUACCCUACUCAUACCCGCCAACCCUAUCCUACCCGCCAGUUUUUUAACCGUAUCCUACCGUAUCCAUUAUUUGGCGGGUAGGGUGGCGGGUAAAGAUUUUCUUAACCGCCA